AUGUCGUUCACCCAAAUCCCUUUUCUACCCUUGGUCGAGGCAACACCGGAUGCCGCUACGCAACAGACGCUCUUGUCGGCGAUCGCUCGCAUCGCGCCCUUCCUGAUCGUCAGCUCCGCGCUCGAGUCAACGCUACCGCUGCUGCCGACCUCGGCCGAGUACUACGUCCUGCAGGACCAGUCUCUCACCGACGACGAGGUCUACGCCUUGCUCGACGCUGGAGCGCGCAAGAUCAUCUCCAAGGACCCGCAACUGCUCGGCAAGGUGCCCGCGAGCCGCUUCGUGUUGCACAUCGAGCAUGCGACCGCCUUCUCCCUCAACGAUCCCAGUGUCCUCAACGGCAUCUCGGGUGCUCUCCUUGAUACAACGACCUUUAACGAGAAUUUGCUCAAAUCUUUCCGUACCGCACUCGACAAGGCCGACUCGGAGCAGCGACGCAAGGAUCUAUUUGUCCUGUCGAUGGGCCGAGACACGACCUCGAUUUUGCACGAACCGGCCUCGCUCAAGCUCAUGUCCAAGACCGUUAAAGGAAUCUCCGUGCUUCCCCUGAACUUGCUUUCGACGACUCUCAACACGACUGCUGCACCCCGAGCGGAGAAUGGCAAAUUGAGCGUCACGAACCUCUUCACGAGCUUCCUGCGCACCGACCGAGAGGACGGGCUCUACCCGACCGUCCCCGUCUCGAUGGCUUCGGUCCCUUCUAACUUGGGUCUCGUCUACUCCUCGGCCGCCUCGAUCGCCAACACCAUCAUCUCCGGCAACGCCGUCUACUACUCUCGAUCUCGCCAGGGGCUGUGGAAGAAGGGCGAGACCUCGGGCGCGAUGCAGAUGGUCGAGCGAAUUCGACUCGACUGCGACGCCGAUGCGCUCGAGUUCCAGGUCCUCGAAACCGGUCCCGCCGGCGAAAAGGACGGCUUCUGCCACAUUCCCGACCAGACGUCCUGCUUCGGGUUGACGAACGGACUGUUCGGCCUCGAAGCGACGCUCAAGAACCGCGUUAAGGAUGCUCCGCAGGGGUCCUAUACCGCCCGAUUGUUCGCCGAGCCGGCUUUGCUCAAGGCCAAAAUCAUGGAGGAAGCCGGCGAGCUGUGUGCCGCCGAGUCUAAGGAGGACAUCGCGGCCGAAGCGGCGGAUUUGCUUUAUUUUGCUCUGGCCAAGUGUGUCGGUGCUGGUGUUGGACUGCGGGAGAUCAGCAAGGUGCUCGACCAGAGGAGUCUCAAGGUCACGCGGCGAAAGGGCGAUGCGAAGAAGGAGUGGGUUGACAAGCUCGGUCUCGACGGGAAGCAGGGCAAGGGCGUCGAUGGCGGUGUUGCUGCCGCAGCGGUCGAGCCCGCAGCCAAGGCGGCCACGAAUGGAGUACCCAAAGCUGUGAACGGAGAUGCGCCGACCGCCGAGGAGGAGGACUUGCGGUGUCAGACCUUCGACCUCGCGCAGGUUGAUGCAGAGGGCAAGGACAAGCUGCUCAAGCGACCCCUUGCUUCUUCGGCCGACAUGUUCUCGCUCGUUGGCCCCAUCCUCGACACGGUCCGCAAGGGCGGCGACGACGGCUUGCGGUCCCUCGUAGUCAAGUUCGAUCGAUGCGCUCCGGCAGAGGACAAGGCCUUUCCGCUCGUGCUCAAGGCGCCCUUCGCCGAGGAAUUGAUGCAGCUCGAUCCCAAGGUCAAGUCUGCGAUCGACCAGGCUCACCACAACAUCAAGGCGUUCCACCAAGCUCAGAUGGAUAAGGAGGCUCCGACACUCAAGGUCGAGACGAUGCCUGGAAUCGUUUGCUCCCGCUUCGCUCGACCAAUCGAGCGCGUCGGUCUUUACGUCCCCGGUGGAACGGCGAUCUUGCCCUCGACGGCUUUGAUGCUGGCCACCCCUGCUCAGGUUGCGAACUGCUCUCUCGCGGUCAUUGCGACCCCGCCACGACCGGAUGGUAGCGUCUCGCCCGAGAUCGUCUACAUCGCUUCAUUGACCGGUGUCGAUGCCAUCGUCAAGGCCGGAGGUGCCCACGCUGUCGCCUCGAUGGCAUACGGCACCGAGUCCGUUCCCAAGGUGGACAAGAUCUUUGGACCGGGCAACCAGUUUGUCACCGCGGCCAAGAUGUCAGUCUCGAUGGACUCUGAAGCCUGCUGCGCGAUCGACAUGCCCGCCGGCCCGUCCGAGGUGCUCGUCAUCGCCGACAAGCACGCCAACCCCGUCUUUGUCGCUUCGGACCUCUUGUCACAAGCCGAGCACGGUGCGGAUUCGCAAGUCAUUCUCCUCGCCAUCGAUAUCGACGACAAGGGUUUGGCUGCGAUCGAGAGCGAGAUCAAGGCGCAGGCGUUGGCUCUUCCUCGCGUCGACAUCAUCCGCAAGAGUAUCGCCCACUCGCUCAUCAUCAAGUGUUGCGAUGUCGACGAGGCGUUCAACUUCUCGAACGCCUACGCUCCUGAACAUCUCAUCUUGCAGAUCGAGAGCGCCAGCCAGUGUGUUGAUAAGGUCAACAACGCUGGCUCGGUCUUUGUCGGUGCAUACAGCCCCGAGAGGUGAGUCGUGAUUAUAAUCGACGUACGCUCCCCAAGGCUCCCCUUACUGAUAUGUUGCUCGCUUUGCAGUUGCGGUGACUAUGCUUCCGGCACAAACCACACUCUGCCCACUGCCGGAUGGUAAGUCGAACAAAAAGCACCAAGUGCACUGUCACCGAUUCGCUGACGCAGCAGUGCAUCCACACCACACCACAGGGCCAAGCAAUACUCUGGUGUUUCGACGCUCUCAUUCCUCAAGCACAUCACGACACAGGAAUUGACGCGCGAAGGUUUGGCCAAGCUCGGUCCCGUAGUCGAGACCUUGGCCGCGGCAGAAGGGUUGGACGCGCACAAGAUGGCGGUCACAUUACGAUUGCGUGCGAUGCAGGAAUCUGCUUAG
This is a messenger RNA of Microbotryum saponariae, 2889 nucleotides long. The record is from the annotation of a GenBank genome assembly. Lineage: Eukaryota; Fungi; Basidiomycota; Microbotryomycetes; Microbotryales; Microbotryaceae.